CAUAGAGAAAAUUUCUGUCAUCGCCGAUGAGAUCAAACCACCGAUCCGUAUACAACAUGACGGGUUGGUCGUGUGGUACAUACCGAGCGUGCUCAAAGUGUACUGCGAGACUCGGAUACUCAGCUUCCCCUUUGACUCUCAAACAUGUGUCAUCAAAAUCUAUGCCUGGGGAUACACUGAUAAAGAAAUCUAUAUGUUUCCAAGACAAGAUUACUCCAGUUCUGAAAGUGAGUCCGUCUUAAACCUGUACAGUCCCAAUGGCGAGUGGAUCUACGAGGGGUCAAGCAUACAGGCGGAGAACGUUCCCUCUGGCCGCAACAUGAUACAGAGAGUGAGAACCAGACCGGCGUGAUGUGCAUGGGUACGGUGGCCACCCUCCUCACUGCCGGGACGGUCACGAUGUACAGCCGACCAGAGGACGACCCCGUGCCGCGCUGGGUCAUCUCUACGUGUGACAAGGUCUUCAGACCCUUCGCCUGCAAGACCAAGGCCUCCUCCUCCUCCUCCUCAGAUCCUCGCAAUAAACCUACAUCAAGCAACUCCGAAAUCACGAGAAAUUCGAACGGUCAGUUCGAUGCUCGAAACACGAACAACACAUAUUCUAACCUCCACAACUCUGUUGAUUGUGGGAGACAUUCUCCUUCAGACGGUUCCGCGACUUCCAUUGGUUCCAGUGGCCGUGGCGCGUCUCGUCAGUAUAUUAAUAACGCUGAUCGCCGGGACAGAAAGUAUAAUGAUUUGUCGGAGGACGCUGUACAUUUCACGGAGACUGGUGUCACUAGCGGUCAUCUCGGAGAGAGACCAGGGCGCGAGGGAGGCGGGGUCAUGACCACCACUACGUGGAAGGACGUGGCUCACCUGGUGGACGCCGUGUGUCUCAGGGUCAUCAGUCUGACCAUCCUGGUGGGAACGUGUUCCCUCGUCCUCUUCUACACCAUCUCCUACUAAAAAUACAAAUCAACAAAAGAUAACAAAAAAAUACCCAACCAACUCAGGAAUGUGAACUACAAUCCCAACACAAGAAGAAGACCCUGAUGGAAUUUAAUAUGAAUGACAUAUAUUCAUAUUAUCUUUGUGAAUGUGUUAUUGAAUAAGCAACAUUUGGGAAACAGACAAUAUACUUCAUACAUUAAAAAUUGUGAAUACAUUCCACAUA
Messenger RNA from Aplysia californica (California sea hare), 1156 nucleotides. RefSeq names its product acetylcholine receptor subunit beta-type unc-29. The record is from RefSeq and is a predicted model, not a curated record. Gene Ontology annotation, biological process: nervous system process; monoatomic ion transmembrane transport; regulation of membrane potential. Gene Ontology annotation, molecular function: extracellular ligand-gated monoatomic ion channel activity; neurotransmitter receptor activity; transmembrane signaling receptor activity. NCBI's taxonomy places the organism in Eukaryota, Metazoa, Mollusca, Gastropoda, Aplysiida, Aplysiidae. Gene Ontology annotation, cellular component: neuron projection; membrane; synapse.